AUGCCCAAACGGCGUCUUUUCCGUUGGCCAGCCCCCCGGACUGCUGGGCUGACGUUGCUGGCUCUGCUGUUCAGUACCAUCGCACUGUUCCUCUAUGGUGGCGGUUCAUUUCCUGUGACCCCGCAUCUUCGAGCAAAGCAAGAACAAGAAUCGCAGCGUAACCAGGCCAUUCGCCAACUUGCCGACCUCACAGCGACUUAUAGCAAUUUUAGUCGAGUCGGGUUGAUAUUAGCAGCGACGAAAUCUGACGAUCUCCAAUGGCUUUUAGAUUACUGCAAAGAACGCGGACCUGAAACAAUCCCAUUUAUCUAUAGCACCGACGAUAAACCUGACCCUCGCCUUCUAAUCCCUCGCACAAACCGAGGCCGCGAGGCCGCCGCAUACCUCUCCUACGUCGUCGAUCACUACGACAACCUCCCUCCCUACUCGAUCUUCAUCCAUUCCAACGUCGAGCAAUGGCACAACGAUCUCUUUGGUUCUGAAAUGCCUGCGACGCUGCGCAAUGUCCGCCUUGAUGCCGUCGAUGCGAUGGGCUACGUUAACCUCCGGUGCAAGCAUGACCCGGGGUGCCCAACGAGCGUCCACCCUUGGAACCCAACGCAAAUUGAUAUUGACGGGAACGACAUCCGCGCGUUCUUCCCGGAGGUCUACAAAAUAAUCUUCAACGUCGGAAAAGAAAAGGUUCCUGAGCAUAUCGGGAAUGUAUGCUGUGGACAGUUCGCCGUCAGCCGCGAGCGCAUCCUCCAGCGACCAAAAGCCGACUACGAGCGCAUGCUGAAGUGGGCGGCGGAAACGAAACGCACGGAUAGCUUCGGAGUUGGCUGGGUGUAUGAGAAGAUCUGGCAUAUUGUUUUUGGGAUGGAAGAGAUCUACUGUCCCCGAUACGAGCAAUGCCGUUGUGACGUUUACGGAUGGUGCGGACCACUAGCGGACACAGGCGAGACACUGCAGGCAGUGCGCGCUCCGGCCUCACCAUGGACAACAUGA
Aspergillus puulaauensis is the source of this 987-nucleotide messenger RNA. Its product is annotated as DUF3431 domain-containing protein. The record is from RefSeq and is a predicted model, not a curated record. The transcript has 4 exons. The coding region runs from base 1 to 987 and encodes 328 amino acids. Lineage: Eukaryota; Fungi; Ascomycota; Eurotiomycetes; Eurotiales; Aspergillaceae.